Molecule: messenger RNA, 2146 nt
Organism: Hyaloscypha bicolor E
Lineage: Eukaryota; Fungi; Ascomycota; Leotiomycetes; Helotiales; Hyaloscyphaceae
Product: putative sugar transporter
Exons: 5
Coding region: 426-2012 (528 amino acids)
Biological process (GO): carbohydrate transport; transmembrane transport
Cellular component (GO): membrane
Molecular function (GO): carbohydrate:proton symporter activity
Source: RefSeq, a predicted model, not a curated record
UUCCGCUCACUUUCAGCCUUACUUUCAAUCCUUUCGAUCUUUCCCAAAACCUCCUUCUUUCAUCUGCCAAAGACGACCUCUCCACCACGAUGCGACAACCACAACACCACCCAUAGCAACCCUUUCGUUGUACCCCCAUACAUCCUGCACUGUACCCCGCACUCCCCUCCUCAUUUUCUUUGUACCCUGGACUCAUAUUUGACGGGGACGGGCAGAAAACGAAACGACGCAAACAAACCCGACAAACAGAGCCGACGUCUCAUCUUCAGUGUCAGAACUCAGCCCCGAACCUUGCCACCGGAGUCCUGCAUUGGUCCGCUCAGGAUCGGUACAAGAGACGUCGCCACGCUCUCAAUGUUCUGACUCUGUUCUGAGCAAGGGAAAUUGAUACAUCUGUGACUUGUCACUCGCCACCGGCUCACACAAUGGCUAAGCUGAAGGAUAUCGGCAUGGGGAAGGGAAGAGGAUCAGAGAUCACACAGGAGCAGGAGCAGGCUAAGGUUUUUGAAAUGCUGUCGCACGACGAGGGGUGGUGGCAUGCCGUGAAGACGAACCCGAAGGCUCUGCUAUGGUGCUCUUACUCGUUAUUUAGCUGUAUCAUGUGGGGUUAUGAUGGCCUUGCAAGCUCUAUCGUCCUCGCUGUCUUGAAGUUCCGGGAGGACUAUGGGGUGUAUGCAUAUGUCAAGGACAAGAAAGUGUAUGACUGGGUCAUUCCUGCUAUCUGGCAACUCGCACUUGGGGCCGGCAGUCUCAUCGGCUUGCUUCUUGGUGGAAUAGGAGCUGGUUUCAUUGCUAAGAAGUAUGGUCGACAGCUUUGCAUGGCUCUCUCGUACGUGUUCACCAUCAUCGGUGUUUUCCUCCAAUGGUUCUCUGCCGCGUCAACAGGCCACCCUGGAGAUCUCCCCAUGCUCUUUGGCGGCAAGGUUCUCACAGGCAUCCCUCUCGGCGUAUUCAUCACCAUUGCACCUACCUACUGCUCUGAGAUUGCACCCUUGCCCCUCCGUGGAGCCACCACCGCUGCAGUUAACUGGAGCAUCGUUCUCGGUCAGUGCCUCGCUUACGUCGUCAUCCGUCAAACUCAGGGCCUCGAGAACGCCAACGCCUACCGGAUCUUGUUCGCCGUGCAAUGGAUCUUUGCUGCCAUUGGCCUUGGAGUCCUCUUCUUCUUCCCAGAAUCUCCGUAUUUCCUCGUUGCGCAAGGUAGGAUUGAGAAGGCGAAGAAUAAUGCACGGAGACUUUACAACAAGAAUUUCGAUGUCGAUGGACUGAUUUCGAGCAUUGAGCUACUGCUGAAGCACGAGGCGGAGGAUCAGAAGAGCGCUUCGUAUAGAGAGUGCUUUCGAGGUACCAACACAUUGCGCACUCUCAUUGCCAUGAGUACGUUCUUCAUCCAGUCGAUUUGUGGUAUCGGAUGGAUCAUUGGGUACAUGGCCUACUUCCUGCAGCUCGGAGGUCUCGGGGUUGGUGCUGCCUUCACAGUAACUAUGAUCCUCUCGUUCAUCAUGCUGAUCGGCAACAUGGUUGGCUGGGUCUUCGUGGAGCGGUUUGGACGACGCGGCACUGCGUUGUACGGCUCAGUCACCCUCUCAGUCAGUCUCCUCGCCAUUGGCAUCACUGGUUGCUUUAAAUCCUCCAACGCAAUCUGGGUCCAAGUCGUCUUUAUGGCUAUCUGGUCAUUCACGUAUCAAUCUACCAUCGGCUCCGUUGCUUGGCCUAUCGUCACUGAAGUCUCAAAAUCCACACUCCGUGGGCAUACGCAAUCAUUGGCAACCAUUACAACCGGCAUCGUGGGCGCUGUCUCCGGAGUUUGCUUGCCGUUCCUUGUUAAUCCUGAUCAGGGGAAUAUGGGAGGGAAAGUGGGUUUCAUCUACGGCACGUUGCUUGGUCUGAGUUGCAUUGGGGUCUGGUGGUACUACCCUGAGACGAAAGGCAGGACGUUCGCGGAGAUCGAUCGCUUGUUUGAGAUGGGUAUUCGGCCGAGAGAUUUCGAGAAGACGAGACUGGACGGUUGAUUAAAGGUGCAUAUACAGGAGUCUGGCGUUUUCAUCUGAAGGAACACACAUGAGAUGGCUGUAUUAGGGAAGUUUAUUUUUCCAGAUGAGUCAGUAAAAAUCGAGGUCUAAAUACAUGAUACGGAACAUUCAAG